Molecule: messenger RNA, 764 nt
Organism: Ostrea edulis (European flat oyster)
Lineage: Eukaryota; Metazoa; Mollusca; Bivalvia; Ostreida; Ostreidae
Product: malignant T-cell-amplified sequence 1-like
Exons: 5
Coding region: 93-641 (182 amino acids)
Biological process (GO): formation of translation preinitiation complex
Molecular function (GO): RNA binding
Source: RefSeq, a predicted model, not a curated record
CAUAUCGUUUUUCUCUCUUAUGACACUAGAGUGGUUUCCGACAAUACUUUUUUCAACAACGUGAGCAAGCAAUCUCUGAAUCUGUUUCAAACAUGUUUAAAAAAUUUGAUGACAAAGAAAUGGUAUCUGGUGUUAAUAAUGCAAAGUCCUCAGUCCAGAAAGCUAUAAGAAAUUCUGUAUCAGAAAAUUAUCCUUUUAUAGAGCAAUAUCUUAGUCAGAUUAUUCCAAAGAAAGGCGAUCUUAAACUUGUCAAAUGUCAUGAACACAUAGAAAUACUUGCCAAUGCUGCAGGUGAACCUUUAAUGUUCAGACACAGAGACGGACCUUAUAUGCCAACAUUGAAGCUUUUGCACAAGUACCCCUUCAUGUUACCGCGGAUGCAGGUAGAUAAAGGUGCUAUUAGGUUUGUUUUGAGUGGAGCCAAUAUCAUGUGUCCAGGAUUGACAUCACCCGGUGCCAAGAUGACAAGAUUAGACCCAGACAAAGUUGUUGCAGUGAUGGCAGAGGGUAAAGAACAUGCUGUGGCCAUUGGAAUGACAAAAAUGUCCUCAGAUGAAAUCAUCUCAAAAAACAAAGGUAUUGGGAUAGAGAACAUUCAUUACCUAAAUGAUGGACUUUGGAACAUGAGGACUGUUAAGUGAUGUUGGAUGAUCCAGAUCGUUAACCUCCUGUUAUUACUACAUGUACUAAAACUGUGUAACUUAAAUAUUUAUUGCAAUCUGGAAUUUUUUUUAUCAUGAAAUAAACCACCAUCCCUUCUCCAA